AUGGAGGUCGAAGAGCCAGCGCUUGCGGCUGCGGAUGUCACGGUCGUGGAUCCGGAAGUUCGAGCCCAUGUCUACAGUCUUGUCAGCGCGCUUGGAGGCUUCAACGGAGACGAUGCGGACAAGUACGUUUUGGGUGACGAUGCGCUCGCCUGCUUGCGGGAUAUCAAGCGCUGGCUGAAACUCUACGAUGAGAAGUAUAACCGCCUGGACGUUGCGCGAUGCUUGGGAGAAGCGAAUCUGGUCAACGGAGAUCUGCUACCAAUCCUGUCGACAUGGGCGAAUAGCACCAAACAAACCAAGUACAUGUCCCGCAUCGCCUUGGCCUGCUUGGAGAUCCUAGUACCUCUGACAUGGCCGAUCGAGAUGCAAGGUGAAAUGACGGCCGACAACUUCAGACACAUUCCUUACCUACAACAUUCGCAUGUUGCAUACAAGCGAGGGAUCCUCAGUCAUGCCAGCACCAGUUAUCUUCGAACAAUUAUCCGCAUCGGUAUCCCGAGCAUGGCGAUCCCACGAUCUGAGCGCGCCACUCGAGACGAGGGUAUUCUCAAGUUGAUGCUCUUCUUCCUACGCAACAUCGCCCUUAUAACUCCGAAUACUCGCCUAGCAGCUGAAGGCGACGAGGAGGAAACGUCUCGGUCGGCAACCACUAAUGCCUUCCAGGAUCAGGAUGUGUUCGCACUUCUUCUCACCAUGUGCUCUAAUGUAGGAGAUGACUUCAACAUGCAAGACGUGGCUCUCCUCGAGAUACUGUUCCAUCUCGUAAGAGGCGUCGACGUUGAGAAGCUGUUCAUGGACAAUACUCAACGCGCCGCGAAACGAACCGACGAGCUGGAUGAUCUGCUACGGAAGGAGUCGUCCCUGCGGAGGGAAUAUGCGAAGAACGCACCCACGCGGCACGGUCGAUUCGGAACCAUGAUCUGGGUGAAGCGUGACGACGCCAAAUACUCCACAGUAUCUGGGCAGAGCGUCCUCAAGGAUGACCAGACAACGUUCCAAAAGAUGGACGAGAGCAAGAAGUGGAACAAGCCCCAAUUUCGCCGGAAAGCGCAAGACCUAACCGUGUACAACGACUUCAGUACCCCUGUGCACCUCAAUUCGACGGCGUCCGAGAACCUCCGGAAGUUUGUAGAAGAGUUCUUGGAUUCGGGCUUCAACCCUCUCUUCACUCAUGUGCGAAAGGCAAUCGAACGUGAAGCGGACCGGGUGGUGGACAUCAAUACCCGCCAAUUUUUCUACACUGUGUCCUGGUUUCUGCAGGCGGAGCGGGCUCGUCGUGCACGCCAGCGGGAGAAACAGGCGCAGAGCGACAAGCCAGGGAAAGAGAUCGAGCCGGAUAGCUUCGGUCUUGUUGCUGGUGUCCUCGAUCAGGAGACCUUUGUCUUCCUUAAUAGGGCCAUGCAGUAUGCUGUCGACAACAAGGAUUGGCAGGAUCUCACUGCAGAAAUGCGCUGUUUCACGCAGAUCCUGUUGACUGUCCAGGAUAUGGUCCAGUCCCCACUCGAGGAGGACCAAGAGAUUGCGGAGAAUAUCCAGAACCGGAUUUUCUACGAGGAGACGACGCACGAUCGCUUGAUUGCCAUCGUUCGCGGUUAUACCGAUCAGGGCUUCGGUUACUUGAACGCAUGUACCGAGCUUACCCAUGUUUUCUUACGUAUGCUGGAACGCUACUCCAAAGAGAAUGUUGAUAUGCAAGUGCGGUCGCGGCGACGUGCCAGACGCAAGCAGAAAGAAAGUGAAGGGAUCGUCCAAGGUGAGAAUGACGAAGAGCAUGGAUCAGAGGAUGAGGAUAUGAUGGAAGCCGAGAGAAUGUCGAAAGAGCGCAGCUUCGACUUUAGGCGCUUUGCCGCGAAAUUCUGCAACCAGAAAUGUGUUGAUACCUUUGUUAGUUUCACCAAGCACUACAACGAGCUCAAUACGGAGCAACUAAAACGGGCUCAUCGGUAUUUCUACCGCAUUGCCUUCAAGCAAGAGAUGAGCGUCUUGCUUUUUCGUCUCGAUAUCAUCAACCUUUUCUACCGCAUGAUCAAAGGGCCUGGGGCCUUGGAUUCAGGCAAACCGAUUGUCGAAGACUGGGAGGAGCUCGUCCGCCAAAUAUUCAGGAGGUUGACCAAGAAACUGGACCAGCGCCCGGCUCUGUUCGUGGAACUACUGUUUAGCAAGAUCAAUGCAACCACAUUCUAUCUCGAAUACGGGCACGAACGGCAGACGUUAUCGACCGUCCGGAGGGCUCCAGCUGAGCUGGAGAUCGAUCCCAAACAAGCGAGUACUAUCGAGGAGAAACUGGGUAUCAUGGUCCCUGCCCUGGUACUGGAUGGGGACACGGAUCUUGUCAGGUGGAUAAGCGAAGUCCUGGGGUCAGCUAUCGAAGAACGAGAAACCUGGGAAGAGCAAGAGAAGGCCCUACGUGAAGCAGGGGCAGAGAGUGCAAGGGUGCCCAAUCCCAUGAUAUCCGUCAAACCUCGAGACGCGGCAUGUCAAAACGCCAUGUUCUCAAAUGCGAAGCUCCGGCUUCUGAUGACGCUCGUCAAAUUCGAGCGCCUGGGAGUGGAAGACGUGGCUGGGGCGUCCUGGGUCAUCCCGUCGACUGCAACGGCGCAGGACCUGCGGGACAUGAAAAGCUUCAUCGAUAGAUACCUUGCUAAGGCCGAGAAAGGCACUCUCGGACGCGACCCGCGCGAACUGAUUCGGCGCAAAUACGGCGCCAAGAAGGAAGCCAACCAGUCCGAAACCCAGAACAUCAAUUUUGGAUCUGAUUCGGAGGGCGAAGAUGAAGUCCCCGAGGGAUUCCUGUUUCCGCCAAACCCCCGGUCAAAGGCGAAUGCGCUCACAGAGCUAAAGCAAAGGCGGAAGAAACGCAAGCAGCAGCAGGGCGAUGAUGAAGGCGAACCUCUCGAUGAGGAAGCCCUUGAGGAGCGUCGCCGCGCACGUGAAGAGAAUGCUCGCGCGCGGAUCGCGAAAAUCAAGAGUGAUCUGUAUGUGCAUGCCAGUGACGAAGAGACGGACGAGGAAGCAGACGAGAAAUUCUUCCGUCUGGAAGAACAGCGGCGCAAAGAGCAGGCCGACCGCAUCAAAAAGGCCAUGCUACAUGGUGUUCCGCCAGAAGAACUGGAAGGCACCGGGAAGAAAGGGCAAGGGAAGCGCCAAAACAAGCGUCAACGAAUAGUCAGCCAGACUGACGGCCUAGAUGAGGACGAGGAUAUUAUAAUGGGAGGCACCGGAGUGAUGUCGCCAGGGUCGCCACAAGACGAUACGCUUGAUAAUGGACUCGAUGAUGAUCUGAAAUUUGAUGACGAUCUUGCCUUUAGUCGAAACCGCGAGGACCUUUUGGCACCAGCUCGCAACGAGGAAGCUCUACAUUCUAGCGGGCCUGAAGUGGACGCUGACGCCCUGGAGGAAAAGGAGGACGAACCUAUUACAGCGGCCGCUUCGCGCCGGCGGAUGCGCGCUGGUUUUGUGGUCGACAGCGACUCGGAGUGAGCGAUGCAUCUUUGAUCAUGGCAUGACGACAUUGAUGAAGCGGAGUUCUUAGGUG
Messenger RNA from Aspergillus homomorphus CBS 101889, 3535 nucleotides. RefSeq names its product putative DNA repair protein (Tof1) (gene tof1). Gene Ontology annotation, biological process: replication fork arrest; DNA repair; DNA replication checkpoint signaling. The record is from RefSeq and is a predicted model, not a curated record. Bases 1 to 3480 code for a protein of 1159 amino acids. Gene Ontology annotation, molecular function: DNA binding. The transcript has 4 exons. Lineage: Eukaryota; Fungi; Ascomycota; Eurotiomycetes; Eurotiales; Aspergillaceae. Gene Ontology annotation, cellular component: replication fork protection complex.